Messenger RNA from Anolis carolinensis (green anole), 4164 nucleotides. It is a transcript of the gene shisa4, whose product is annotated as shisa family member 4. Lineage: Eukaryota; Metazoa; Chordata; Lepidosauria; Squamata; Anolidae. The record is from RefSeq and is a predicted model, not a curated record. Bases 58 to 651 code for a protein of 197 amino acids. The transcript is spliced from 5 exons.
CCCGCCCGCCUUCUUCCUCCCUCCUCCCUCCUGCAGCCCGUCAGGCUUCUCGCGGCGAUGGGAAGCCGGGCCCUGGCCGGGGUGGUCCUUUUCGCCUUGGCCACCACUUUCGUCUCCGCUGAUGAGGACUGCAAAUGGUACAUGGACAAAAAUGGCUCCUUGCAUCAUGGCUUUGACUGCCACUUUCCCUUCUUCUGCUGCGGUGACUGCUAUCAUCGUUUCUGCUGCACCGACCUCAGGAGACUCAUCACUGAGCGGCAGCAGAAGCACUGCAUGGCAUUCAACCCAAGAACAAUUGCCGGUAUUGCUUCUGCUGUGAUCCUCUUUGUGGCCAUUGUUGCCACUAUUGUUUGCUGCUUCCUGUGCUCCUGUUGCUACUUGUACCAGAGACGGCAUCAUAUCCAGACACCUUAUCAAGCCCCAGGUCAGGACAUCCCGUUGUCUGGCUACCCUCCUCAACCUCCAGGACCUUAUCCUAUGGAUCCCAAAGCAGGACCGGCACCAUUUCAACCGGGAUAUGCACCUGUGGCUGGCUAUCCCCCUGCAGUUCCCACAGCACAGUACCCUCUAUACCCACCUGGACCACCAUAUUACAACCCUUCAGCUCCACCGCCCUACCUCCCGCCACAGAUGUCGCAGGCUAGCACCUGAAGAGGACUUUGCAGAGACUAUACAGUGAAAGCAUUUCUCUCUGGGCCUGUCAGAUUCAUCUCUGCAGAAUUUGUAUGGACUUCCUGCUGCACUGGAAUUCCUGCCUGGGCUUAAGUAUUUGCCAGUUUCCUUACUAGCUACUUUUUUGCUGUGCAUGGUAGGAAGCAUUAUGACCUACUUCUUUGCUUCUGCCCUUCCCCACACUUCCUGCCUCCGUCACUGUGGGAAGCUCCUAGUCCUCUUCAUUUCCCAGCUAGGCUCAGGAAAGUAAUGGUGCCAAUGCCAGCAACCAAGGCUGAUACAAAUGGCACCAGUUUUCCCUCACCCCAAGUUCACCUGAGCUUCUUCAGUGGAACGUGGUAAAGCAGCAGCUUCAAGACAAGGAGAAACAUGAUUUCAUCUUUCACCUGGCAAGAAGACAGCUUUUCUCACACUGAGACAUUGGUCCUGCCGAUUCCCUGACAAGCCAUGAAGAUCAGUCAUGUGGCAUGCCCGCUAUUCAAACCCCUGAUGCCUCAGCUGAGGUUUGGUGUCUUCAGAAACACCCGACCCUUUACAAAGGUGAAUAUGAGGGCACCAAAAUGCUUCAAGAAAUCCAGAGAAACUUUGUGUUGUUGCAUAUAAUUGAACGAAAUGGGUGCCAAUAUAGUCAGCACAUGUUGGAUACUACGUGGAAGUCCCAUGCAGCUUACUCUGAGUUACCCAAAAGGAAAACAUUGACAUAAAGUAUAAACUGGAAGGAAUGCAUGGGGCUAGAACACCAGCGGGGAAAUCGAGACUUUCCACAUGUAGUUGGUUGGCAACUCCCAUGAUUUCUAGCCAGAAUAAACAAUGGGGGAGUGUGGAAUUUGCAGUGAAAUGUCUGGAUCUCACAUCCCUUGAUUUCUUACUCAGAGCAAGACCCUUGCAAGAGAUGGGAUGGGAUCCUGGGAGGACCAGGCAUCUUAAGAGCUGCUUAACAAAUAGAGGAAAAGUCAAUAUAAUUUCAGAAUUUUGAGGAUUUUGGGCCAGGUCCUCCUUCUGUCCUUCUUGCACAAGCUUGAAAACACAUUUCUGUAAUUUUGCAAAUUGAGGCCACAUUUCCCAUGGGCACUGCCUAGGAAGAAUAAUGAAAGUAGCUGGGCAUAAGUUAGGUUUUCUGGGAAAACAAAAAUCUUGUUUUCAUUGGGUUGAUGUGAGUUUUCCAGGUAUGGCCAUGUUGUAGAAGCAUUCCCUCCUCUCAUUUCACCCAUAUCUAUUGCAGGCAUCCCCAGAGGUUGUGAGGUGUGGGAAACUAGGCAAGUGGGGUUUAUAUUUCUGUGGAAUGUCCAGGGUGAGAGAAAGAACUCUCGUCUGUUUGAGGCAAGUGUGAGCGUUGCAAUUGAUCAACUUGAUUAGCUUUGUUGUCAUGUUGCAGCUUCAGAUGAAAGAUGAACUGAAACCGCUGCAUCUGUUCUGUAGAAUAACAUGAAGCUUGGAUAUUUGGAAGCAAAAAACAACUGUUGAAGUAUGCAAAAUUAUGAAGUCUUUUAACCACAAUGAGACAUCUGGCGGCCCUAUUUUUUUGCUGAUUUGCACAUGUUAAUUGAGCUUAAGAGUACUGACAUUGCUCAUGCCUUACUAGUGAGACUGAGUGGGAAAAGAAACUGGAGGAGUCUGGAGCCUAAAAGUGUUGUUUGGACUACAGCUCCAGUUAUUCCCAGAAAGCAUGACUACUGGCCAUAGUGGCUGGGGCAUUCUGGGAGCUGCGAUCCCCAAGAUAAACCUUUCCAGAGUUUGACUGGGUGUUGAACAUCACGUUGGAAUGGAGGCUUGAUUGAAACUAGCUCAGCAACAAGUUCUGCACAUACAUGGGGAUACCCUGUGGACAUAGCUGAGAGGAAAUUGGACAUGGGAAGGGGCGCUGAUUAAAAACACAUAAAGACAAAUAACCCCAGUUGUCCUCUUCUCCUGUCAUUUAGUCUUUUCAGACUCCAGGUUCUUUGCCUUCCCACCUGAAUCCUUUCUGAGCACAGUCAGUGACUAGAGUUCUGUUUAAACUUUUUCCUAGCAUAACUAGGGAUUGUACUAGUAGAUUUACUUUGUAUGACAUUGAAAUGUCUUCCUAUGCAAGAGGUGUGCUCAGCAGUUCAGUGGUUGUCAGAUGGCACCUGAGCAUCGCUCUCCCACUGAUGGCCACAGAUGAAAAUGCUCUUCAUUCCUUGGAGAGAACUUCCAAUGGAUGGAGAGAACGAUCAUAAUAUUCUUACCAGGGACAGGGUCAAUUCAAGAUGGCACAUCUCCUGUGUUGCAUUACCAGUUGAACCUUACUAGCAGCAGGAGAUCAAGAUAGGCUGCAUUUGGGGGACACCUGGGAUAAGUUCAGGAGGAGCAGUCAAGGGACUGUCACUGUUACCCACUUGCACCUACCACCUGAGAUAGUUCCUCGCCUCUUUCUCCCUAGAUAGGACUGGUUUUGAUUCUAACAUGGCCAAUUAACCCAACGGCCUUUUUUCCUUCUCAGAAAUAAUAGCACAGUUGCACCUCUUUGCAACAUUGCUUAUUCCAUCUGCCCCCUCCUCGGCUUGUCUGUAGUCAGCGGGAGUGGAAAGGCUUCAUCUAUACUGCCAUAUAAAAUCCAGAUUAUCUGCUUUGAACUGGAUUGUAUUAGUCUACACUGCCAUAUAACCCUGUUCAAAGCAGAUAAUCUGGAUUUUAUAUGGCACUGUACAUGGGGUCUAAGAUCUUGAAAAUAAGGCUUUCCUUCCUUUGUAGCGUAGCCAUAUUUGCUGCAGAGCUUCUCAGUGUUUUUGUGUGUGUUCCUGCGGCCCAACAGCAAAACCAUCUAACACUCAAACACAAUAUUCUCCUUCCUGAGAUGGGGUAAUGUCCUGCUUGUGGAGAUGAGGAUGCAAGGUACUAUUUCACCUGCUGCAGGGCCCAGUUGUAUUGCAAGCUGAGUCUCCAUUGAAAUUUCUUGGAAAAAAAUGGAGAAAGGCAAUCUGGGUGGUUGGAUGUGUGGAACAAAAACACCAUGCACUAGUCCGGGUACAAAGGCAGUCCUUGUGCAAGGUAGGCUGGGAGGAGGGGAAAUGCAUUGGCAUGGCGAUUUCCCAGCGAUGAGGCAAUUCCCUAUGGCUUCAUGGCACUUAGCAACUAGGGAAGUCAAUGGCCCCAUUGUGAAGGAAAGCAAUGCACUGUGCAUGUGAAUUUUUUUAAAUAAAAAAACAACAACAUUGCUUUAGGCUUUAUUUCCCAAAUAAAGUACAAUUUUGUAGACCCAAAGCUAAUGGCCUUGGUGUCCUCUGGGUGCAUCUCUUUGUCGCUAUGCUUUGAUGUCUUUGUAUACUGUAAGAAAAUAUCCAAAUUGAAAACAGGAGGGAUCUAUAGCCUCAAACUGCUGAGCUAAAGCCUUUCCCCCCACUGUGUGGGGAUGACCUGUCUGUGUUUCCGCAGCAGUUACAACUGCUACAUCCUGUUGUAAUCAGAAUUGCAAGAGUUUGCAUCCUAAAAUGUUUGCUAAAAUGUGGAUUAAACAUAUCAUUAUUGAUAAGA